AUGUGGCUGCUGCCACCUCUGGCUACGGAGCACACAGGGCGAAAGUGCCUGGUAUUGGAUCUGGACGAGACGCUCGUCCACAGUUCAUUCAAGAUUAUACCAAAUCCAGAUUUUAUCGUGCCUGUGGAGAUUGACAAUCAGUAUCACAAUGUGUACGUGCUCAAGAGACCUGGUGUCGACGAGUUCAUGCGGAAAAUGGGUGAGGUCUAUGAAAUCGUUGUGUUCACUGCAAGCUUAUCAAAGUAUGCGGAUCCUGUUUUGGACAUGCUGGACAUACACAAGGUCGUAACACAUCGACUUUUCCGUGAAUCUUGUUUCAACCACAAAGGAACCUAUGUCAAGGACUUAUCACAGCUCGGACGCGACCUGUCACAAACACUCAUUCUGGACAAUUCGCCGGCGAGCUACAUAUUCCAUACAGCAAACGCAGUCCCGGUGUCGACGUGGUUCAGCGAUCCGCAUGAUACGGAGUUGACAGACCUGGUUGCAUUUCUGGAGGAUCUGACUGUGGUGGACGACGUAACACUUGUACUUGACAGCACAAUCGAUCCUGGCUUGCCUACCUGA
Zychaea mexicana is the source of this 567-nucleotide messenger RNA. Its product is annotated as NLI interacting factor. Bases 1 to 567 code for a protein of 188 amino acids. The record is from RefSeq and is a predicted model, not a curated record. Gene Ontology annotation, molecular function: phosphoprotein phosphatase activity. NCBI's taxonomy places the organism in Eukaryota, Fungi, Mucoromycota, Mucoromycetes, Mucorales, Lichtheimiaceae. Gene Ontology annotation, cellular component: plasma membrane. The transcript is spliced from 4 exons.